Messenger RNA from Dissoconium aciculare CBS 342.82, 1809 nucleotides. RefSeq names its product ABC transporter. Gene Ontology annotation, cellular component: membrane. NCBI's taxonomy places the organism in Eukaryota, Fungi, Ascomycota, Dothideomycetes, Mycosphaerellales, Dissoconiaceae. The record is from RefSeq and is a predicted model, not a curated record. The transcript has 2 exons. Gene Ontology annotation, molecular function: ATP hydrolysis activity; ABC-type transporter activity; ATP binding. Bases 1 to 1809 code for a protein of 602 amino acids.
AUGCUCUCGAGUCUCUCGUGGGACAAAGUCACAGUCGUUGCGCCCAAAAAGCGUGGGCAACAUGGGCUCUUACUUGAAAAUGUCAGUGGAAGGGUAGAAGCUGGGGAAAUGAUUGCGAUUAUGGGACCAUCAGGAUGCGGCAAAACCAUACUGUUGAAUCAGCUGGCAUUUCGUUCAACCUCUGGCCAAGCGCAAUCACAGACACGAAUCUGUAUAAAUGACGUGGCAGCCACUCAGCAACAAGUAAAAUCGAAGUUGCGCUAUGUGGAAUCCGAAGAUGUCUUGAUAGGGUCCCUGACUGUGCGGGAGACUCUUAAUUUUGCUGCUCGGUUCUCACUUCCAGACAGUUCUACAAGGCAAGACCACCAGAGUUGCGUAGACCGAUUGCUCCAAACAUUUGGUUUAGAAGAGCAGGCUGAGACUAUAGUCGGAACCAUAGCGCGAAAGGGCAUCUCGACGGGUCAAAAGCGCCGAUUGAGUGUCGCCUCUCAAAUGGCUUUUGCGCCCGAUAUCCUGCUGUUAGACGAGCCAACGUCCGGACUUGACUCUGCGGCCAGUCUCGGUGUCAUGUCAUACAUACGUGAUCUUGCCAAAUCAGAGAACAUCAUCGUUGUCUGUUCCAUCCAUCAGCCCUCGACUACGACCUUUGAGCUGUUCGACAAACUCUUGCUAUUAUCGGAAGGCAAAACCUGCUACUUCGGCACCGUCGACGACGUAAGGUCAUACUUUGACAAUUUGGGAUUCAAGAUGAAUCUGUACAUCAAUCCCGCCGAAUUUGUUCUGGAUCUUGUCAAUGUGGAAUUUGCCAUGGAUAAGACCAGAGCUCACAACUCACUCGCCCAGAUUCAAGAAGCGUGGGCGGAGCGCGAAAGAAAGCAAAUUUCCUCUGGUGAUUUGAAAGCCACUGCACCUAUCUCGCUCUCUACGAUGAUUCCAUCCCAUGUCGUUCACUCUCGGAUAGGGCCGCGACGGAUACUCGCGGUCUUACAUCGUAGCUGGAUCAAGAGCUAUCGCGACAUCCUCGUCUAUGGUGUUCGGUUUGGCAUGUACAUGGGCUUAUCUAUCAUGAUGGGAACAGUCUGGCUGCGGCUCUCACCUCAGCAGAGCGAUAUCCAGGCAUUUGCAAAUUGUAUCUUGUUCGGAUCUGCAUUCAUGUCGUUCAUGGCUGUGGUGUAUGUGCCGGCGUUUGUCGAAGAUCGCGCGGUCUACAUCAAGGAUCGCGACAACGGAAUUUACGGAAGCAGCGCAUUCAUGUUCGCCAACUUCGUUGUCGGUCUGCCCUAUCUGUUUCUGAUCGCCUUGUGCACCUCGGCUUUCACAUACUGGAUGGUGAACUUUCGUCCAGCUGGGGAUGCGUUCAUGAUCUGGACUCUCUGGAUGUACCUCAACCUCCUCGCAGCGGAAAGUCUGGUCGUUUUCAUCGCAAGCCUCGUGCCAAACUUCGUCGGUGCAUUGGCCCUGGGAGCGAUGGCCAACGGCAUUUGGAUGGCCUGCAAUGGGUUCAUGGUCGCGCUGACACGCCUGAACCCAUUCUAUCACUACGUCUUCUACUUCAUCAAUUACCAAGCAUAUGUCUUUCGAGGCCUCCUCACCAAUGAGUUUGCUUAUCGAAACUACGAGUGCAAUUCUGAGUGCUAUUGCCAGUACAAUACGGCGUUGUCUGGCCAGUGUCAGAUACAAGGUCUUGGAGUCCUACAGCAACAGUAUGGGUUUGAGGGUGGAAGUCAAGGAUUGUGGAUUGGGAUCACGAUUGGAAUUAUUGCAGCUCUCAGACUGUUCGGUUGGAUUGCAAUGGGGUUCAGAAGAUAG